Penicillium psychrosexuale is the source of this 1524-nucleotide messenger RNA. RefSeq lists its product as uncharacterized. Lineage: Eukaryota; Fungi; Ascomycota; Eurotiomycetes; Eurotiales; Aspergillaceae. The transcript has 2 exons. The coding region runs from base 1 to 1524 and encodes 507 amino acids. The record is from RefSeq and is a predicted model, not a curated record.
AUGUUGAAGUCUCUGUGGAGUCUCUGUGGCUUCAAAGUAGGUUGCAGUGAUCAAUCGUAUCAUUCCGAGACUGGCCAUGUCUUCCCAGUGCAUUUCAUAGACCAGGCAGGACUCAUACGUGCAUCUAUCAUCAAUUACACGUUGCGGUUCAACGACAUUCUCAGUCCUUCAAAGCUACAUAGCUCCCUGGUCGAAUUGCUUGAAAUAGGAGACUGGAGAAAACUAGGUGGUCGCCUUCGCCGAACAGAAAGUGGAGAUAUCGUGAUUGUUGUGCCAACAGUUUUUGACUCCAACCGUCCCGCUGUUCGCUUUUCCCAUGUCAAGUUUGGUAUUCGGAUAGAAGAACACCCAUUGGGAAAUCACCUACCCAAGAAGACAGGCCCCUAUCCCUCAGUCCAGGAAGGGUGUCACGCAUUCCUUCCCCUCAGUGUUCCUCACAACCUGCCUGGCGAUAUUGAACACUAUUACACUACCGAUGAGCCACUCAUAUCUCUUCACGUAACAUCAUUCACCGAUGCGACACUUGUAUCCAUCACAUUCCCGCACUUAGUAUGCGACGUCAUGGGGACAGCCGAGUUAUUGCGUGCCUGGUCAACCAUUUUGGCUGGUCAAUAUGACUGUAUACCGGCUCUACAUGGGGCAAGCCAAGAUGUUAUGGCCAACGUGGGCACCUUGGAGGAUGAAAAGACUGAGAAGCCGUAUCUCUUGGAACACAGGCAAAUCAAAGGUCUCUCGCUACUUUCCUUUAUUGUCCGGUUCGUAUGGGACCUGCUGACGAGAAGAAAUGUACAAUCUCGUACAAUCUUUCUUCCAGCAAGGUAUUUGAGCAAUAUGCGUGAAACAGCAGAAAGGCAAUUACCAAUCGAUCCACAGACCAGAAGUCCCCCGUUCUUGAGCGAUGGUGACCUUAUAACUGCCUGGGGCUCUCAAAUGGUCAUGUCAUCCUCCCCACGCAAAAAGCCCGCGAUUAUAUGCAAUGUGUUUGACAUUCGCCGUCGGCUCAAGAAUGUGUUCACCCCUGGGGGGGCAUAUCUCCAAAAUCUCAUCCUUCCGGCUUCCGUUCUGCUAUCCGCACAAGAAAAAUCAAACACAUCGCUUGGUCAGAUCGCCCUACACCUUCGUCAGGCUAUCAUCGAGCAGACUACGGAUAUCCAAGCCCGCAGGCUCAUGAGGAUCAUGAAAGCAUCGAUCAAAUCCACCGGAUUUAUGCCACUCUUCGGAGAUCCCGCCUCGAGGAUCAUUGCGUUCACAAACUGGUCAAAAGCCAAAUUGGCCGAGUCGGCAAAUUUCUCUCCUGCAGUCACUGAGAAUCAUCAUAUUCUUAGUCCCACUGUUCGUAAAAGCAGUUGCGUCUCAUACUGGGGAACAACCAUAGGGAAAUCCGAUAAUCCGCGAGACACGUUUGUCAUUUAUGGGAAAGAUGACAACGAUAAUUACUGGGUUCAUGCAUACCUCCGUUCAGAGACUUGGGAUCUGAUUGACGCUGAAUUCAGUCGGUACCAGCGGAGUAGCUCCUCUACUUGA